AUGACAGAAAAUUCUCUCUGUACUGAAACAGAAAAUCUUGACAACAAUGAUCCAAAUCGGUCUACUAAGAAGGUGAAGUUCCGUCUGGAGGAUGGUAAUAGCAGAUUGAAUGAGGAUGCAGACAUGGAUAUUGAAAUCAUUGACAGAGAACCUAUCAAAGAUAACCAACCUAGUGAGAAGACGUCAUUCAAGGAUAAACUCCUUAAUAAGGAGCGAAUUCCUACAAAUGAAUGCGAUGAAGAGGAGGCUGGAAUUAGUCUUUCAGAUGCCGAUUUUGAGAUUGGUAAUGAUAAAGGCGUACCCGUGAUCAACUUCUCUGAUAGAGUCCAUAAUUUAAUUGCCCAAAACAUGAAGUUUUGUAUAAUCAUCAGGUUGCUUGGGAAAACUAUCGGGUAUAGAACGCUUUUCAGUCGAAUCAUCAAACUAUGGAACCCAAAAGAUUACCCAAGCCUUGUUGAUCUGGACAAUAACUUCUUCCUUGUCAGGUUUUAUUCUAUGGAUGAUUACAUCAAGGUUUUAUCUGGUGGCCCUUGGGUUCUCUUUGGCCAUUACCUUACCAUUCAACCUUGGAAUCCCGCCUUCUCGUCAGACAACACUGCUGCUACUUUAGUUACUGCCAGGGUUCGUUUUCCAGGGCUCCCAAUCCAAUACUAUCAUAAUCAUGUGCUUAAUGCCAUUGCCAAUACAAUUGGGAAGGUUAUCAAAAUUGAUUAUAAUACGGAAGCUAAGGAGCGAGGAAAAUUUGCUAGGCUCGCUAUCAAUUUAGAUCUUACUAAACCUCUAAUUUCUAGUAUCUUGAUCGAUGGUCGGCUUCAGAGAGUUGAGUAUGAAGGCCUGCCCAUUAUUUGUUUCGAUUGUGGGAGGUACGGUCAUCGGGAAAACCAUUGUCAAUUCAAAAAAGUUGACGUUAACAGUCCUCAGCAAGUUCGUCAAGUGAUUGAUAAUAAUGACCAAAUUCCGGCAACGACGGCGGAAGAAUCACGAUUUGGCCCUUGGAUGCAGGUGACGAACCAAAGAAGGAAACCUGGUUUCAAAGGCAAUAACCAAGCAAUCAGCGACAAAAUAUCUUCCGGGUCCCGAUAUGAUUCUAUAGCUAAUUUGGAAGAAGAAAAUCAUGGUCAAGAUUCCACUAACGGUAAGAAGGAAAAUUCCUUUUCGACUUUAAUCAAGGCAACCACAACUGAUUACAUUGAGAAUGCCAGCAAGGCCCAAGAGAUAAGAAAUAACGGUAAGAUCAACAAAAAGCCCAAUAAUUCUAGCGGCACGCAAAACAUCCGUCCCAUGCAUAACCAUGCACAAGUUCCUCAGGAUAAAUCGAGUAUUCCUCCCAGAAGUUUCCAUGACAAGGGUCACGAAGCCGAGGCUUCUACUAGCGCUAAAUUACCUGUCAACCGCUGCUCUACCUCAUUAGACCCAAAAAAUCAUAUUGUUUUCUCUAUUGCUUCUUCACAAGAGAAUAAUAAUCAUCUUUCCAAAUUAAAAAAUCUCUCUUUGAGAGAUAAAUUUAGCCCGAAAGGUCCGGAUAAACCUCAAAGUAAGUGGAGCAUUAAAAUUAAUAAGAACUCUAAAGGAAGUGUGAAGGCCAGGAAAAAAAGAGAGGCAUGUUUGCCUCAAAACUCUACUAUCGAAGAGCUGAUUUUGGAGAUGGGUGUUCAGUCAGAUGACCACGCCCCCACUUCCGCUGACUUUGUGAGCCAUGAGCAGCCAGCCAGGAGUCUCUCCUUGGAGGACUCAAGCAUUCUCGGGGCUGCGAGUAGCAACUUUAUUCGCACCCUUAAGUCUUUUCAAGAUUGUUAUAAUCCCUCUCUACUUGUUAUAGUUGAACCCAGAAUUGCAGGUAUAAAAGCUGAUAAAGUUAUUAAGCAAUCGCGCUUUGAAUUCUCGCAUCGAGUCGAAGCUCGUGGUUUCUCUGGUGGCAUUUGGAUCCUUUGGAAUUCAAAUGUUCAUGUGAAUGUGGUUCUUAAUCAUCGGCAAUUCAUCCACUCCUUCAUUACCCUGGGUGAUAAAAAUGAGACUUUAUGGUUUACGGCCGUGUAUGGCAGCCCUCAAUCCUCUACUCGUCGUGAUCUUUGGCGAGAUCUUUCCUUGCUUGACAUUGGAAAUAAUGAUCCCUGGCUCCUGGCUGGCGACUUUAAUGCAAUCUUGAGUUCUAAUGAUCGGAGAGGUGGAUCUUGUCGAAGGAAGUCUGGUUGCCCACUCUUUAAUGAUUUUGUGGACUCUAAUGCUCUUACUCAACUUGAUUUUAGGGGGCCUGCUUAUACUUGGAGACGGGGAAAUUUAUUUCAGCGUCUUGACAGGGGUUUAUGCAACAACAAUUGGUGUAAUAUUUUCCCUAACGCCAUCACACACCACCUUCCUAGAAUUCACUCCGACCAUCGGCCAAUUCUCAUUAAGCUGAACUCUAUCCAGCAGGUUACGACGGUUACUAAGCCUUUUCGCUUUCUGUCUUCUUGGAUAACCCAUCAAGAUUUCGAAAAGGUGGUUACUAAAGGUUGGCAACAUCAGCGGCCCCUCACAGAGAAUAUCAAUUUGGUUACUAAUGAGAUUAGUGAGUGGAACGUCAAUGUUUUUGGUAAUAUUUUCAAGCAAAAGAAGCAAUUAAUGGGGAGACUUAACGGGAUUCAAAAAGUGCUAGAGACCCGGAAUUGUAGCUAUCUUUCCAAUCUAGAAACUCACCUUCAAGCUGAGCUCAAUGAGAUUCUCUUGCGGGAGGAGUCGUUUUGGUUGCAGAAAUCUCGGUGCGAGUGGAUUAUGUUUGGCGACAGAAACACUUCGUACUUUCAUGCUAAAACCAUAGCGAGAAGGAAGAAGAACCGUAUCUGUAUGCUUAAAAAGCUGGAUGGCAGUUGGUGUGACGAUGAUGUUUACCUGCAGAAUAUGGCUGUCUCAUUCUUCACUGAGUUGUAUACUGAAGAUGAUAUUGCUAGACCGAUUUACAAUACCCGUGGAUAUUUCCCUGCUCUUAGUGAUUUUAUGCUUAAUUCCCUCAACAUGGGUAUCACUCAUGGGGAAAUCCAUCAAGCUCUUUUCCAGAUGAAGCCUUGGAAAGCUCCUGGCAUUGACGGACUCCCGGCUGGCUUUUAUCAAAACGAUUGGGCUGUUGUGGGAAAUUCGGUGUGUUACUUCAUUCAACAAACUUUCAGAUAUGGAGUUAUGGAUACAGAGUUGAAUAAAACCUUGAUUACGCUUAUUCCCAAGUCCAGUAAACCAGAGACAAUCAAGGAUUUUAGACCCAUUAGCUUAUGCACGGUUAUGUACAAAUUGGUUACUAAAAUUAUUACUAACCGGCUCAAAUCUAUUAUGCCUCGUAUUAUUAACCCGACUCAAGUGAGCUUUAUUGCAGGUCGCAACAUCACAGAUAACAUUAUUAUCGCGCAGGAAGUUAUUCAUUCCAUGCGGAUCAAAAAAGGAAAAGAGGGUUGGUUUGCAAUAAAAGUUGACCUCGAAAAAGCUUAUGAUCGUUUAAAUUGGAAUUUUAUAGAAGAUACCCUCUUGGAUGUUGGCAUUCCUGCUCACAUUAUCAGGGUCAUAAUGCACUGCAUUUCAUCAUCUCAGAUGAACCUUCUUUGGAAUGGAUCGGCUUCCCAGGAAUUUAAACCUUCUAGAGGGAUCCGUCAGGGGGAUCCUCUCUCCCCUUAUAUUUUUGUUUUAUGUAUGGAGCGUCUCUCCCAUCGGAUUUGCCUAGCAAUUCAAAACAGGGAGUGGAGCCCUAUUAAGCUUAAUAGAAAUGGUCCUGAUUUUUCCCAUUUGUUUUUUGCAGAUGAUUUGGUCCUUUUUGGCAAAGCUAGUGAAGAGCAAGGGCUUGCUAUCAAAUCCAUCCUUGAGGAAUUUUCGAAUAGCUCAGGGCUCAGGGUCAGCUUAAACAAAACAAAAAUCUUUUUUUCUUCUAAUGUGCAGGUUCAAAAGGCGGAGAGCAUUGCCAAUGUCAUGGGCUUUCAGAGAACUCAAGAUUUAGGCAUUUAUCUUGGUGUCCCCUUGUUGCACUCUCGGGUUACUAAAGAUACAUACCUAUACAUCUUAGAGAAAAUUAAGAAGAAGUUAUCCGGAUGGAAUGCUAGUCUUCUUUCGAUGGCAGGCAGACUUACUUUAGCUAAGUCCGUUCUAAUGGCUAUUCCAGGAUAUACCAUGCAAACUACCGCUCUCCCGAAAGGAUUAUGCGAUCAGAUUAAUCGCUUAGUUCGGAAUUUUGUGUGGGGUAACCAAAACGGCUCCUAUAAGCCUUCUCUAGUCAAGUGGAGCGAUAUGUGUACUCCCUGUCGCAAUGGUGGCAGCGGCAUUCAAGAUUUGAAAAGACAAAAUAAUGCUUUCUUAAUGAAGAUUGGGUACUUGGUUAUUACAAAUCCGGAGUUGCUCUGGGUUCAAGUGAUUAGAAGUAAAUAUGGAUGGCACAAUAAUGGAAAUUCUUACAAAAUCUCUGGCCCUUGCUCUAUUCUCUGGAGAAACCUGUUUCAUCUGUGGAGUACCAUUUCCUUUGGUAUUCAUUGGUCUCUUGGAGACGGCAGUGAUAUCAACUUCUGGAAUGAUAGUUGGCUUGGUGACCUCGGUCCUUUAAAGCUCCUAGCCUUUUCCCCGCUUAAUGAGAAUGAUUUAUCAAAGAAAGUGAAGGAUGUUGUGUCUAUUAAUUCGUGGAAUUGGGACUAUAUAUCUCAGUUGGUCCCAUAUUCUGUUCUUCUUCACCUAGCGGCAAUUAAGCCUCCAGCUCAGCAUGAGGGAACAGACCAACCGUACUGGGGAUUAACUAGUUCAGGUUUGUUCAGUGUUAAAUCUGCAUAUAUUGUGCAGGAUAAUGACAUUUGGGAAGAGGAUAAUAGCAAAUGGAGGGCAGUUUGGAAUUGGCCUGGUGCUCAAAGAGUCCGUACCAUGUUGUGGCUCGCUGCUAAGAACAGAUUGAUGACUAACUCGGAACGUGGUAGAAGACACAUGACUGAUGAAACAUCUUGCAUGAUCUGCGGGUAUCAUACAGAAGACAGAGAUCAUGUCCUCCGCCAUUGCAUUUUUGCGAGGGAAGUUUGGAGAAAAUUAAUUCCUCCCGUUCUAUUUAAUAGAUUCUUUACUGCUGAUUUUGAUGUUUGGUUUUUUGACAAUUUACAGAGUAAUCUUUCGACGGAGACAAGCAAUUGGAUUACCACUUUUGGAAUCACUUGUUGGAAUUUGUGGACCCAUCGGAACAAUUUGGUGUUCAAGAACGAUAGAAGGAGCUCAGACGCGAUUGUUAUGAUGAUUAAUCAAAUGGUGAACUUCACCAUCAAAGCUCAGCAGUUUGCCAUGUUAUCUAAUCCAGGUUUAGGUCCAAAAGUUGAGCAUUUAAUUGGUUGGGAUCCUCCUCCUCCCAACUGGCUAAAACUUAACUCUGACGGUGCUGUACGGGGUCCUACAAACAGGGCUGCUUCUGGAGGAGUUGCUCGUAAUAGCAGCGGUGAAUGGAUGUUCGGUUACAGCAGAUUGAUAGGGCGGUGUUCAGUGCUUCAAGCUGAAUUAUGGGGUGCUUUAGAUGGUCUUAAUCUUGCUUGGAGUAGAGGUCACAAACAAGUUAUCCUUGAAAUGGAUAGCAAACUUGCUGUUGAUGCUAUCACCAAUGAAGAUUUAACUAUCAAUGCCAAUACAAAUCUGUUAUGGGCUAUUAGAGAUCUUUUGAAACGUAAUUGGCAUAUUCAAGUUUGUCACAUUUAUCGUGAAGGCAACCGUUGCGCGGACAGGCUGGCUAACAUUGGUUUUUCUCAUCCUCUUGGUUUGGCUCUCCAUGAAAAUCAAGUUGAUGAUGUUUCAAGCAUUCUUGUAGAUGAUAUUGCUGGUGUUUCACUGCCUCGUAUGCAUAGGAAUAUCUAG
Molecule: messenger RNA, 5826 nt
Organism: Mercurialis annua (annual mercury)
Lineage: Eukaryota; Viridiplantae; Streptophyta; Magnoliopsida; Malpighiales; Euphorbiaceae
Exons: 2
Coding region: 1-5826 (1941 amino acids)
Molecular function (GO): RNA-DNA hybrid ribonuclease activity; nucleic acid binding; zinc ion binding
Source: RefSeq, a predicted model, not a curated record